Molecule: messenger RNA, 2242 nt
Organism: Budorcas taxicolor (takin)
Lineage: Eukaryota; Metazoa; Chordata; Mammalia; Artiodactyla; Bovidae
Gene: FANCE
Product: FA complementation group E
Exons: 10
Coding region: 173-1801 (542 amino acids)
Biological process (GO): interstrand cross-link repair
Cellular component (GO): Fanconi anaemia nuclear complex
Source: RefSeq, a predicted model, not a curated record
CCAGCUUCUUUCCUUUGCCGACCGCUCGAGUCCCGCGCCCUAGCCGGGCGUCUCCCUGCGCCGAGGAUGGAACUUGGCUGGAGCGGCGCUGUCCUCAGCUUCCCUUUCCCCAGGCCCCGGAGCUGAGGCCCGAAGCCGGAGCGCGGGGCGGCGCGACUCCCCGAUCCCGGGCAUGGAGGCCUUGGAGGCUGAGCCCGCUCGGGUGGAGGACGCAGAGCCGGCGGCGCCCUGGGCUCGGCUGGAGGCCCCCGGCCGCCUCCUGGUGCAGGCGCUGCAGGCCGGGCCCGACGGGGCGCGGCGCGGUCUGGGGGUGCUGCGGACACUGAGCGGCCGCGGCGGGGAGCCCUUUGCCUGGGGCGGCGUCCUCGAGGCUCUGUGCCGGGAGGAGCCCGUCGUGGAGGGCCCGGACUGUCGCCUGGAGCUGAAACCACUGCUGCUGCGAUUGCCCCCGUUAUGCCGGACAAACCUGAUGUCCCUGCUCAUGGCUGUUUGGCCAUCGCUGCCCGAAAGCAGGCUCCUCCCUGUGCUGCAGAUUGCGAGGCAGGAUCCAAGCCCUGACCCUGAUCCCUGGCUCCGGGCCCUUGGAGAAUUUCUGCAAAGGGAUCUGAGUGCUGGUGUUUCCACUGAUGGAGCAUCCCCACUGUCUGAAAGGUGCCAGAGACAGCUUCAAGGCCUGUGUAGGCGGCUGGGCCAAGGGGGCAGGAAGUUGAAGUUGCCCCCGGUUCCAGAAGGAGAAGGGCAGGAGGAGAACAAGGACUCCCCGCAGCCUGGGAAACGCAGGAAGGAGCCAGAGGAAGAGCCUGUCAGUCCUGAGGGGGAGAGGGCCCCCAAAAGGCUCCGGUGUUUGGAAAAGGAAGAAGAGGAAGAAGAAGGUCAUGAGGGGAAGAGACCUGAACACGAAUCUUCGGAAUCCCUGGCUGAUGGAGGAGGUGCAUCAUCCAUUACAAACCAGCCUAUCAUGGGACCUGAGCCCAGUGAGGCUGGUCAGAGUCUAAAGGAUGCUAAGGGCCUACCUGAGAGUUUGGAGUUGCCCAAAGUUAUCCAGGACCAGGUUCCCAGGCUGCAGCAGCUGCUCAAGACCCUCGGGAAGGGGUUGGAAGGACUGGAGGGCACCCCACCGGUUGAGCUGCAGCUUCUCCAGGAGUGCAGUCCUGGCCAGGUGGACCUACUGUGUGCCCAGCUGCAGCUCCCGCAGCUCCUGGACACAGGUCUCCUCCAGCUCUGCACCUGGCUGCUGGCCCUGUCACCAGACCUCAGCCUGGGCAAUGCCACUGUGCUGACCAGGAGCCUCUUCCUUGGACGGAUUCUCUCCCUGACUGCCUCAGCCUCCCGCCUGCUCACGACUGCCCUGACCUCCUUCUGCACCAAGUAUCCCUAUGCUGUCUGCAGGGCCCUCCUUGGCCCUGUGCUCCAAGCCCCGGGAAUAGGUCCAGCUCAAACAGAGUUACUGUGUUGCCUUACAAAGGACAAGGCCCUGGAGCCAGACGUGCAGGUUCUAAUGCUGGGACAGAUCUCGGAGCUGCCCUGGAAGGAGGAGACUUUCUUGGUGCUGCAGUCACUCCUGGAGCGGCAGGUGGAGAUGCCCCCUGAGAAGUUCAGUGUGUUGAUGGAGAAACUCUGUAAAGAGGGGCCAGUGGCCACCACAUCCAUGGCCUAUGCCAAGCUCCUGCUGACAGUGAUGACCAAGUAUCAAGCCAACAUCACUGAGCCCCAGAGGCUGGGCCUGGCUGCAGCUGUGGAACUCAACACCACUUUCCUGAGGAAGUCCCUGCAGGCUGCCCUGAGACAUCUGACUCCCUAACUGUCCACCAAAGAACCACCCUCCCGAAGCUCCCUCACCAACUUCCUGAAGGACACUUCUGCCCUCAGCUCCUCACCCUGCCUCUUGCCUGGGGGUCAGGGCUGAACCUGGCCAUCCCAGGGAUCAACUUCCUCCCUGCUCCAGGCUGCAGAGGGGCUGGCAGGAAGGGUCUGGGGCUAGAUGAUCUUUAUUACCAAGGGCUCCUGACCCUGGGUUCCCUGCUUGUCACUUCUGGGGGCAGACACCGUAAGAUAGGCCUCAGCAGAGUCAUAGCAGACCCAGAGUGCACAAUGAUGACACUCCAGGAGCCCCAGGGACAUGUGCUCAGCACAGAUCUCUUGUGCUCAAGUGUAUAUGUGAUGAUCCUCUGUGUUCUUGUUUCUGACUUGAAUAAUUUAUCAAUGGUAUUUCAUUUAAAAAAAACAAAGAGGUUCAAUAAUG